AAGUGGAGCGGGGCUGGGAGGGAAACGCUGAGGAAGCUCAGCACGCCGCAGCUUCGCACCUGCAGCCCCGUGCCUACCGCCACCCGUCCCCAGAAAAUCAUGGCGUCCGGCAGCACCAGUGAGGAGGAGCGCAGCCUCCGGGAGUGUGAGCUGUACGUCCAGAAGCACAACAUUCAGGCGCUGCUCAAGGACUCCAUCGUGCAGCUGUGCACUGCGCGACCCGAGAGGCCCAUGGCGUUCCUCAGGGAGUACUUCGAGAGGCUGGAGAAGGAGGAGGCAAAACAGAUUCAGACUCUGCAGAAAGCCGGCAGCCGUGCAGACUCCCGGGAGGAUGAAAUCUCUCCUCCUCCCCCCAAUCCUGUGGUUAAGGGCCGGAGGCGACGAGGUGCUAUCAGUGCUGAAGUCUACACGGAGGAAGAUGCUGCCUCAUAUGUUAGAAAGGUUAUACCAAAAGAUUACAAGACAAUGGCUGCUCUAGCCAAAGCCAUUGAAAAGAAUGUGCUCUUUUCACAUCUUGAUGAUAAUGAGAGAAGUGAUAUUUUUGAUGCCAUGUUUCCGGUCUCUUUCAUUGCUGGAGAGACUGUUAUUCAGCAAGGUGAUGAAGGUGAUAACUUCUAUGUGAUUGAUCAAGGAGAGAUGGAUGUCUAUGUCAACAAUGAAUGGGCAACUAGUGUGGGAGAAGGAGGGAGCUUUGGAGAACUUGCUUUGAUUUAUGGAACACCCAGAGCAGCCACUGUCAAAGCGAAGACAAAUGUGAAAUUGUGGGGUAUUGACCGAGACAGCUAUAGAAGAAUCCUUAUGGGAAGCACACUGAGAAAGCGGAAGAUGUAUGAGGAGUUCCUUAGCAAAGUGUCUAUUUUAGAAUCUUUGGAUAAGUGGGAGCGUCUCACAGUAGCUGAUGCAUUGGAACCAGUCCAGUUUGAAGAUGGACAGAAAAUUGUGGUGCAGGGGGAGCCAGGGGAUGAGUUCUUCAUUAUCUUAGAGGGUUCAGCUGCUGUGCUACAGCGUCGGUCAGAAAACGAAGAGUUUGUUGAAGUGGGAAGAUUGGGGCCCUCUGAUUACUUUGGUGAAAUUGCCCUGCUGAUGAAUCGUCCGCGAGCUGCCACGGUGGUUGCUCGUGGCCCCUUGAAGUGUGUUAAGCUGGACCGACCUAGAUUUGAACGUGUUCUAGGCCCGUGCUCGGAUAUCCUCAAACGGAACAUCCAGCAGUACAACAGUUUCGUGUCACUGUCUGUCUGAAAUCCGCCUCCUGUGCUGCCCUUUCUCCUCUCCCUGGUCCAUGCUUCAGUCUCGCAGAUGGCUUUAUUUUCCCUAAUUGCAGCGCCAGGUGGCCACUGGCAUCACAGCUUCGUGUCUGUUUAUAUUAAAGUUGCUUUCCUUGCGCCCUUUUUCAUUUGGAGCAUUGAGUGAAUGCUCGUACACGGUUAAAUAAAUAGAAAGAGUUCU
Messenger RNA from Orycteropus afer afer, 1446 nucleotides. It is a transcript of the gene PRKAR1A, whose product is annotated as protein kinase cAMP-dependent type I regulatory subunit alpha. Gene Ontology annotation, molecular function: cAMP-dependent protein kinase regulator activity. Gene Ontology annotation, cellular component: cAMP-dependent protein kinase complex. The record is from RefSeq and is a predicted model, not a curated record. Gene Ontology annotation, biological process: regulation of protein phosphorylation. NCBI's taxonomy places the organism in Eukaryota, Metazoa, Chordata, Mammalia, Tubulidentata, Orycteropodidae.